CUUUGGCUCCAGACAAGAAUUCCUGCUCCUGUCCCACUGGUCUUCCAGCUCCUGCCUUUUCUCCAGAGCAGUCAGAGAAUUGUGCUUCAGCCUGUUUCUUCUGUCCCCUUUGCAUUUUUUUUACCAGAAAGGUUGACCAGAGCCAGGGAUGAUUGGGAAGAGUCACUCGCCCAAGGACCAGUUGGACCUCUUCUUCUGUAAGUGUUACAGCUCAUGGACUGGCUGAGGCUGAGACCCCGAGGUGGACCAAGGGAGUGGGGGGAAUGGCUAAUAUAAGGUGGAUAACCAGCAAGUGUCUCCUCUCUCUGGGGCAUGAGGACUUGGGCUAGGUGAUAUUUGAAAUACAGUACAGCUCUUAGGGUAUAGGGGAAGGCUGCGGGGACGUUGGAGACUGUGGGAAGGGGCAGACAGCCACUCUAGGCCCACCUCUGCCUCCAACCACCUUAACUCUACCAGCAGGAGGAAUGGCAGUAGCUGUGGCCCGGCUUGUGUUUCUCCAGCUUGCUUUCGGGCCAGCUCUGGUUGUGGACAUCGAGAUGCAGAUUGCCAUCAAGGACUUCCACAUGCUACACGUCGAUUAUCCCAGGGUGCACUACCCAAAGGGUUUCCAGGGCUACUGUAAUGGUCUCAUGGCCUAUGUACGGGGCAGAAAGCAGAAGAGCUGGGAUUGCCCGCAAAUCCAUUAUAUGGUGCAUGCCCCCUGGAGAGAAGUCCAGAAAUUCUGCAAGUACAGUGAGAGUUUCUGUGAGAAUUACAACGAAUACUGUACAUUCACAGAGGACUCCUUCCCCAUCACGAUCUGUUCUCUGGCCCCUAAUCAGCUGCCCACCAGCUGCCACUACAACAGCACCCUAACCAACCAAAGGCUCUACCUGCUCUGUUCCGGAAAGCGUGAUGCGGAACCGAUAGGUAUCAUUGGUGUCUACUAGGAAAGGGAAGCUUUCGAUUUGAACUACCCCCUACUGCCACCAUACACCAGCCUGUUCCCAUUCCCAAACCUCUGAUUUCUGAUACAAGGCUUCCUCCCUGACUUCAAAGGCAGGCAGAGCCCCCUCCCAAGAGACCAGGGAAGUAGGACAAAUGUCCAGAGCUUCAGUCACCAUGCAAAUUCAUACUGCCUUGUAGACCCUUUCCAACUUGUUUACCUCCUCUCUUCCCCUGUCAUCUUCCUUCUCCCACAGACGGCCUUACCCACCCAAGAAGCUGACUGUGUCCAGUUGGCAGUGACUGUCCUUCCACUGGGCCAGAUCCUGAAUCCUGGAUGGAGGCCCAGAGCCUCAGCUCACACCAUGACAACAGGCACCCAGCUCCAUGUCUCAACUCCCCAUCCCCACUACCCUUCUCUCCUCAGCUGUCCCCAUCUCCCUUAUGAUUCUCUCCACUCACUCACCUACAUGGUAGGUACCUCUAGCUAGAGGUCCUCCCCAAGACCCUUAGAGUCUUUCUAGCCUCACUUGUCCAGAAUGCCCCUCAGUCCCCAGUCUGUUCCUCUCUACGAAAUCAUUGCUCUUCUCUCCAUGUAACCUCUUCUUUCUUCUCUCCUUCUACCACAGAGCCCAGGGUAGUUUCUCCCCUACACUCCCCUCCUUUAGUCUCCCUGUAUUCCUCUCUCUGACUUCUUUUCCUUCCAUUCUUCUCACUGUGGCUCACUGGAGUUUCAAAUGAUCUUCUCUGACCUGUUACCCCCAAGAUGACUGCAUCCCUUUCCUUCCCAAAGCUCUUCCUGACAACCCGCCCCCCCUCCGGUUACAGGAUCUGCCACUGACA
Molecule: messenger RNA, 1767 nt
Organism: Herpailurus yagouaroundi (jaguarundi)
Lineage: Eukaryota; Metazoa; Chordata; Mammalia; Carnivora; Felidae
Gene: RNASE13
Product: ribonuclease A family member 13 (inactive)
Exons: 1
Coding region: 465-929 (154 amino acids)
Biological process (GO): defense response to Gram-positive bacterium
Molecular function (GO): nucleic acid binding
Source: RefSeq, a predicted model, not a curated record